Messenger RNA from Pteropus alecto (black flying fox), 2562 nucleotides. It is a transcript of the gene ST6GALNAC6, whose product is annotated as ST6 N-acetylgalactosaminide alpha-2,6-sialyltransferase 6. Gene Ontology annotation, biological process: ganglioside biosynthetic process; oligosaccharide metabolic process. NCBI's taxonomy places the organism in Eukaryota, Metazoa, Chordata, Mammalia, Chiroptera, Pteropodidae. The coding region runs from base 489 to 1376 and encodes 295 amino acids. The record is from RefSeq and is a predicted model, not a curated record. Gene Ontology annotation, molecular function: alpha-N-acetylgalactosaminide alpha-2,6-sialyltransferase activity. The transcript is spliced from 7 exons.
GGCCUGGUCUGGUGCUUCGAGGGGCGGCGCUAGGACCCAGCGGGCCCGGGCUGCGAUGGGGCCUGGGCGGCCAGAGGAGCGCGGACCCCAGCUCCCGGAUCCUAGCGCCAUGUGAGGGGACUCGGGGGCCGCGGGGGGCCGGGCGCUCCCCGGGGGAGGCGUGAACCGACAUCCCUGCCCCCCGGGCCACCUGCAGGACGCUGGCCCCUGCCCCUCAGCAGAUGCUGGAGAGAGAUGAGUAGCAACAAAGUUUAGAUAAAUGAAGAUUUACGGAGAGUGCUGUUUGGAGAAGACCUGAAUCCUCUCAUUGGACUGUCCUGCCUGUCUCCAAGCAUCCUUCCAGCUGCAGCUGGAGGGAUCCUUCUGAUACCCACAUCCAGUCCAAUCCAGCAUACCCUCCUCCUGAGGACGUUCUGUACUCCAGGCCUUGCCCUGAGGGCUGAGAUACGGUGGGGAGCAAGGCUGACCCAGUCCCAGCCUCAGAGCUCAUGGAGCAGCGGUCAGCAGUAUUCGUGAUCCUCUUUGCUCUCAUCACCAUCCUCAUCCUCUACAGCUCCAACAGUGCCAAUGAGGUCUUCCAUUAUGGCUCCCUGCGGGUCCACAGCCGCCGGCCCUUCAACCUCAGGAAGUGGAGCAUGACCGAUGGCUAUGUUCCCAUUCUCGGCAACAAGACGCUGCCCUCCCGGUGCCACCAGUGUGUGAUAGUCACCAGCUCCAGCCACCUGCUGGGCACCAAGCUGGGACCUGAGAUUGAACAGGCCGAGUGCACCAUCCGCAUGAAUGACGCGCCCACCACGGGCUACUCAGCAGAUGUGGGCAACAAGACCACCUUCCGCGUGGUGGCCCAUUCCAGUGUGUUCCGUGUGCUGCGGAAGCCCCAAGAGUUCAUCAACCGCACUCCCGAGGUGGUGUUCAUCUUCUGGGGCCCCCCAGACAAGAUGCAGAAACCCCAGGGCAGCCAUGUGCGUGUCAUCCAGCAGACAGGCCUGUUAUUCCCCAACUUGGAGGCCUACGCCGUCUCUCCCGGCCGCAUGCGCCAGUUUGACGACCUCUUCCGGGGUGAGACGGGCAAGGACAGGGAAAAGUCCCAUUCGUGGUUGAGCACAGGCUGGUUCACCAUGGUGAUUGCGGUGGAGCUGUGUGACCACGUGCACGUCUAUGGCAUGGUCCCCCCCGACUACUGCAGCCAGCGGUCCCGCCUGCAGCGCAUGCCCUACCACUACUAUGAGCCCAAGGGGCCGGACGAGUGUGUCACCUACAUCCAGAAUGAGCACAGCCGCAAGGGCCACCACCACCGCUUCAUCACCGAGAAGAGAGUCUUCUCGUCCUGGGCCCAGCUGUAUGGGAUCACCUUCUCCCAUCCCUCCUGGACCUAGGCCGCCUUGCCGGCGGGGCCCUCACAAGGGACACAGGAGAAGUGGCUCUCCGCUCAGCCACUUGACCAAAGGCUGUCUCCUGGCCAUUCAAGGUUGGCCAGAGUGUCUUCUGGCCAAUCAGGGUGUUAAAGAGGGUGCAUCCUCCAGCCAGUCAGGGCUUGAGGAUCUCUCUUGGCCAAUCAGGGAUUUGGGCUUCUAUGUGGUUAAUCAGGGGUGUCGGGAUUUCUUGGCCAGUCAGGGUCAGAGUAGUCAAGCAGGGUAUUUCUGAGUAAUGUGAGGCUAAGGACAUGUUCUUUCCCAUGAGGCCUUGGUUCAGAGCCCCAGUAUGGCCCUCGAAUCACUUCCUGUUGGCUGGAACAGUGGGGUUCUAUCCCAAGUUGCUGGGAACUUUGUGUUGCCCCUCACCUCCCAGAGCCAGAAAGAGAGGUUGCGUGGAGGGUGGGCACUGUCUGGAGUCUGGGCCGGGGCACUUGUGGGGUUUGUCGGGGGGUUCCAGAGGUGGGAGGCUGGCGACUUGGUCUUGGCUCUCCCUUGAGUGGCCUUGGACAAAUCCCUUGCCUCUUCUCUGGCACCCUUUUGCCUGUGUCGGGUUUUGGGGGCCCGGGGUUCCUUUGUUGGGGGGCUGAACUCCCUAGGGACCCAGAGUUCUCUUCCCCAUCUCCUCCUGGAAACGAAGGUAUUUUUGCACAAAUUCUCCCAUUCUGGGAGACUCUGAUAAGAAUGAGACAAACCAGCUGUUUCUUCGCCCUCCCCCAAGCUGCCCUUAGCUUGGCUCUUAAAGAGCCAGGCCCCCUUUUCUGCCAUCCAGCAGUGAGGCUUUCUACCUGUUGGAAGAGCCUUUGGGGUGGAGGCAGGGGGGACCUAGCCAAAUUGGGGUUUCAAGCAGCCCAAGAUUCUCCCUCCAGCUGGGUCUGGGAAAGCUCUAGGGGGCCAGGAGCUGCGUUGCCUGGGUUCGGGCAGCCCUCACUCUGUAUCAGGCACUUUAUUGCUGGGCCUUAGUGGGUUGGGUUUGCCCUCUGCUCUUCCGGAUCCUGGAAGAGAAGUUUGGAGGCCUUCCUGGAGGAGGUUGUGGAACGGGAGGGGCCAGAAGCAAGCCAUUGCACAUUGGGGUGGGGGUGGGGGCCAGUGGCUCCCCUAGACUUGAUUUUGUAAUGAUUUGUAUAGGAAUAAAUGCUCCUAAGCUCCA